CUCCCGACUCCAUCCCCGCCUCAUCUGCCCCAGCAGCCGCUCUACAGCUCACCGCAGCUUGUUCAAGCCUAGUCUCGCUGUAGCCGACCUGCAGGCUCGGCGCUUGCCACAGACGCUCAGCCGUUCGACACGGCCGCACCUGCUCGCUCCCACUCGCCCCUCGGCAUCGCGCGUCAAUCCCACAGCUCCGGCCGGCUGGCCGCUGUUUGCCGUUACAUCGCUCGCCUACCGAUCUGCGCGCACUUAGCCGCUGCGAUUCGCCACUAGCAUGUCCUCGCAGCUGUCCGACUCGACGCUGCAUGCGGCGCCCAUCGCGGCGGACCCGUCCAGCUCGCGUCCUUCGGCACAUGCUCAGCGCUACGAUCGGCAGCUGCGGCUCUGGGCCUCCUCGGGCCAGCGCUCGCUCGAGUCGGCCCAUCUGCUCUGCGUCGGCAGCACGGCCCUGGCGGGACAGAUUCUCAAGAAUCUCGUGCUGCCCGGCGUGGGCCGCGUGACGGUCGUCGACGAUGCGCCCGUGACCGAGGCGGAUCUUGGCAACAACUUCUUCCUGGAGGAGGAGAGCCUGGGCCGCAGCCGGGUGCGCGAGAUGACGCGCUUCGUCUGCGAGCUCAAUCCUGACGUCGAAGGUCAGGCGCGAGAAGAGUCUCCUGCCUCGCUGCUCUCGGACAACGCGCCUCUGCUGCAGUCAGCAACGCUCGUGCUGCUGGUCAGCCAGGCGCCCGACGUCGUCGAUGCCAUCUGCAAUGCGCUGUGGGACGCCGAGGCCAAUGUGCCGGUUCUUGUGGUGCGGAGCAGCGGACUGGUGGGCGAGGUUCGAGUGCAAGCUCGCGAGUGCGGCAUCAUCGAGACGCACCCCGAGUCCACGGAUGAUCUCCGCCUCGUCGACCCCUUCCCCGAGCUGCGCAGCCUCGUCGACGCAUACGAGAUAGACCGCGCAGACACGCACGCGUACUCGCACAUCCCAUUCGUCGUCAUCCUGCGACGAGCGUUAGACAAGUGGGAGGCGCAGCAUGGCAAGCUGCCGACUUCAGACGACCGCAAGGCAUUCACUGCGCUCAUCAAUGACGAGCGCGACAGCAAGGCCGAGGGCGAGAACUUCGACGAGGCCAUAGCUGCCAUGGGCAAGCAUGUCUGGCGAGCCCUAUCCGCACCCAAGGUGCCGACUGCAGUGGAGGAGCUCUUCGACGCACCAGAGUGCGAGCAGAUCGGGCCCAAGUCCUCCAACUUCUGGCUGCUGCUCCACGCGCUGCGCUCGUUUGUGCGCUCCUCGCCGGGCUCAACACCUCGCGGGAGCGGCGGUCGCCUGCCGCUGCCCGGCUCGGUGCCCGACAUGAAGGCGCUGUCACCCACCUACGUCGCUCUCGUGGGCGCCUAUCGCACGCGCGCCGCUGCAGACCUGGCCGACUUUCAGCAGCACCUGGACGCCACGCUGCAGCGUGCCGGCGUGCCCGAGCGCAUCGACGCCGAAGAGGUGGCGCGCUUUGUCAAGUUGGCCGGCUACGUGCGCCUGACCAAGGGACGCAAGCUGCACGACGCCAAGAGCUCGCCGAAUAAGGAACCCAUCGCUGCCGCACUGUCGGAUCCCAUCAACCCCGUCGUGGUGCCGCACGCGCUGGCCUUUAUGGCGGCGGACGAGUUCUACCUCGCGCACCGCCGCUUCCCCGGCUCGUCGCGCGCGUUUGCGUACUCGCUGCACGGCGGCCGCUCGCAGGAGUGGGCGCAGCAGGGCCAGCGCUCGUACGACGGCGGCGUGCGCGAGAGCAAGCGGCAGCGCAGCGGCGAGCCCGAGGACGGCGACGACGAGCACGAGCCCGACGCGGACGACGACGAGCGCGAGCUGCAGCGCCUGGCCGAGGCCAUGUGCGCACGCCUGGACAUUGUCGAUGAGAGCGACACGAACCGUGUCGAGGAUGCCUGUCUCGAGCUUGUCCGCUCCGGCCAUGCCGAUGUGCCGAGCACGGCGGCGCUGCUGGGCGGCGUCGCGGCGCAGGAGGCCAUCAAGCUCAUCACGCGGCAGUACAUCCCGCUCGACAACACGGCCGUAUACGACGGCAUCCAGCAGGCCAUCGGCGUGUUCCGCCUCUGAGCAAUGGACAUCGUUGCCAUGCGCCUCGCACGAAGUGACGCAGGUGUCUCUCGUUCUCGCUCGUGCCAGAGCGAUGCUGAGGCGACGAGUCGGCUGGAGUGCGGGCCAGGCUCUCCCAAGGGGCUUCCGAGGAUGGGGGGCCGCCAGGUUGCAGAUGCAGGGAGCGGCGCGGCUGCUGCUGUGCCGCGCGGCUGAACGUAUGGAG
This is a messenger RNA of Tilletiopsis washingtonensis, 2291 nucleotides long. RefSeq lists its product as hypothetical. Bases 269 to 2086 code for a protein of 605 amino acids. Gene Ontology annotation, molecular function: NEDD8 activating enzyme activity. Lineage: Eukaryota; Fungi; Basidiomycota; Exobasidiomycetes; Entylomatales. Gene Ontology annotation, biological process: protein neddylation. The record is from RefSeq and is a predicted model, not a curated record. The transcript is spliced from 9 exons. Gene Ontology annotation, cellular component: cytoplasm.